Messenger RNA from Paramecium tetraurelia, 1266 nucleotides. RefSeq lists its product as uncharacterized. Gene Ontology annotation, cellular component: nucleus; cytoplasm. The transcript has 8 exons. Lineage: Eukaryota; Ciliophora; Oligohymenophorea; Peniculida; Parameciidae. The record is from RefSeq and is a predicted model, not a curated record. Gene Ontology annotation, biological process: protein phosphorylation; mitotic DNA damage checkpoint signaling. Gene Ontology annotation, molecular function: protein serine/threonine kinase activity; ATP binding.
UUUUUAAACAUUUUUACCUUCAUGCUUUUUAAUUGUCAAGGAUACUUGAUAGCAAAUGACUAAUCUAAACACGAAGUUUUCCUGAAUGCAAACCCCUUAGGUUUGACCAUAAAAAUGACAAGUACAGAUUCCUAAAUAGCUUUCAUUCCGCGUGGGACUAUAGACAGCGUACUAACUUGGUUUCGCUCAGUAAACGAAGUGAACAAAACAGGAACGAUGGACUUAGAAAGCAUUGACAGAAACAUUAAGGUUACUAUUGACAUUGACUUACGAAAUUUACAGAAUUUGGAACGUCUUCUCCGUGGAAAAGUACUGUUCCAAAGAAGGCCUUGUUUUAAAAGAAUCAAUGGGAUAGCCAACAAUAUUUUUUUAUUAUAGAUAGAAGGAACCAAUAACUAUAUGGUCGAAAAGAUGGCAUACUUUCCCCAUGUGUCUUCUGACAAUUCUAAUUUUACACGUUUCGAAUAAAUAAAGUAGGAAUAGAUGAUUCUGAACAAUCUAAGGGAUUAUCCUCAUCCAAAUAUAAUCUAAUUGGAGGAGAUUUCAUGUGACGAUAAUUCCUUAUCAGUAUUACUUGAAUACUGCCAUGGAGGUGACUUUCUUAAGUAUUUGAAUCAAAAUAACAAUAAUAUCGACCAUCAAUUGGUGAUGAAAAAAUUAUUAAGUGUUGUUUAGCAUCUACAUUAAUUGGAUAUACUGCAUCGAGACAUCAAACUUUAGAAUGUUUUACUAAGAAUACCAAACGAUGUGAGCAGUCUAGUAUUGGCAGACUUCGGGUUGGCUUGUCAUAAAUCUUAAAUUCCUUAUUACAAUACAAGAUGCGGAACCCCAGGUUACACAGCUCCUGAGGUGUUCACAUAAGCCAUCUAUGAUACCAAGGUUGACAUAUUUAGUUGUGGCGUAAUGUUCUUUAAUUUAUUGACUUUAAAAAAUCCUUUUGGGUCAUCCAGAAACCCAUAAACAUUGCUUUUGAAAAAUAUCUCCGCAGACUAUGAUCUAACUCAUUUAGAUCUCAUAAAAACUAAAACUCCUUUGGCUUAUGAUUUAGUACUAUAGAUGCUUCAUAAGGAUCCAAAAUUACGACCUUCUGCUACACAAUGUUUAUAGCAUCCCUACUUUGAGUAAACAGUAUUUGAACAAAAAGAAGAUUCUACUUUAGACAAUAUCUAGUAUAUCAUUACAUUUACAUUAAGAUUCCAUAAUCCUAUCCACCAAGCAGUGAAAGUAAACUAAACUAAGUCACGCCAAAUGCCCUAGUUUAAAUGA